UCCCAUCCAUCUUUUCUCCACUGAUAGUGCUGAUGUGGUUUUGCAAAACGGACCGAAAGGCUGCUUCGAUCCGAUUUUCUCAUUUUGUGACUUUUACUAUUUAAAUAGUUAGCCAUGCCUUAUUAUCAAGCAUGGGAAGAGUUCUCUAGAGCGGCGGAAAAGUUGUAUUUAACAGAUCCAAUGAAGGUCAGAGUUGUUCUCAAGUAUCGACAUUGUGAUGGCAACCUUUGCAUGAAAGUUACCGAUGAUGCAGUGUGUUUGCAGUAUAAGACGGACCAGGCUCAAGACGUGAAGAAGAUAGAGAAAUUACAUGGCAAGUUAAUGAGAUUCAUGGUGUCUAAGGAAUCUCGUAGCGUUGCCAUGGAGACAGACUGACACCUCUGUCGUGUUGAUGAACUCUGAACCUGGACAGUGGUGUGCCCUUCGCACACAAGUGAGGAUGAGGAAGGAGCAUAGGAAAACCUCUGGAAGAUCAUGACAAUGAUGAAGAUGGUGUGUGAAGGUUGGGGAGGGGUGGAAGGGAGGGGGAGCAAAUUAUAUGAAAAAGUGAAUGGAAAGCAAGAUUGAAAUGAUCUGCUUGUGCUUCCUGUAGAAGGCUAGUUAUUUAUUUUAAAGACAGACUAAAACUGAAUGGGAUGACAGUUUGUUUAUUGAUGAUGCAGGGUUUUCUUUUGCUGUUUUGGUCUUUUUUUAUUAUUUGUCAAGGAGAAAUAUUCAUCAUGGUCAUUUCCUAAGAACACAAAUGAAGCAGGAUCUUCUGAAUUUCUCUCCAAAACAUUUUCCCAGUUGAGCCUUAAUUCUGUUUAAACCAAUUAUCCAGAUGGACAUAAUGUGUUCAAUAAAUGUUUAU
Molecule: messenger RNA, 850 nt
Organism: Megalops cyprinoides (Indo-Pacific tarpon)
Lineage: Eukaryota; Metazoa; Chordata; Actinopteri; Elopiformes; Megalopidae
Gene: srp9
Product: signal recognition particle 9
Exons: 3
Coding region: 115-375 (86 amino acids)
Biological process (GO): negative regulation of translational elongation; SRP-dependent cotranslational protein targeting to membrane
Cellular component (GO): signal recognition particle, endoplasmic reticulum targeting
Molecular function (GO): 7S RNA binding
Source: RefSeq, a predicted model, not a curated record